Messenger RNA from Pogona vitticeps (central bearded dragon), 1005 nucleotides. It is a transcript of the gene HACD2, whose product is annotated as 3-hydroxyacyl-CoA dehydratase 2. Gene Ontology annotation, cellular component: endoplasmic reticulum membrane. The record is from RefSeq and is a predicted model, not a curated record. NCBI's taxonomy places the organism in Eukaryota, Metazoa, Chordata, Lepidosauria, Squamata, Agamidae. Gene Ontology annotation, molecular function: 3-hydroxyacyl-CoA dehydratase activity. Gene Ontology annotation, biological process: sphingolipid biosynthetic process; very long-chain fatty acid biosynthetic process; fatty acid elongation.
UGGGAGGGGGGUUGGUUCUCGGUCUCAGGCGCCGCCGCAGCUUCUUCUAGCCGGCAGGGAGCGAAGGGCGCGGAAGGGCUGCCAUGGCCGCCUCCAGCAGCAGCCAUUAUAGCAACAGUAGCAGCAGCAGCAGCCGUCGGCCCGAUAACAAUGGCUGCGGGCUCAGCGGACAACCUCAGUCGCCGCAGCAGCAGCAACCGCAGACCCAGACGGGCUUCCGGCGGCGGAAAAGCCCUGGCGCUUUGGCCACGGCCUACCUGGUCAUUUAUAACGUGGUCAUGACAGCCGGGUGGCUUGUUAUAGCUGUUGGGCUAGUUAGAGCAUACCUCGCCAAGGGUAGCUAUCACAAUCUUUACUAUUCAAUAGAAAAGCCUUUGAAAUUCUUCCAAACUGGUGCUUUGCUUGAGAUCCUGCAUUGCAUGAUAGGGAUCGUUCCUUCUUCUGUUGUCCUGACAGCUUUCCAAGUGAUGUCAAGAGUUUUUCUGAUUUGGGCUGUAACCCACAGUGUAAAAGAGGUGCAAAGUGAAGACAGUGUCCUCCUCUUUGUUGUUGCUUGGACAGUGACAGAGAUAAUUCGUUACUCCUUUUAUACUUUCAGCUUAUUAAAUCACCUCCCUUACCUCAUCAAAUGGGCCAGAUACACCUUUUUCAUUGUACUGUAUCCAAUGGGAGUUUCAGGAGAAUUGCUCACAAUAUAUGCUGCUCUGCCUUUUGUCAGGCAGUCUGGUUUAUAUUCCAUUCGUUUACCCAACAAAUACAAUUUCUCAUUUGAUUACUAUACAUUCCUGAUCCUGACUAUGAUAUCUUAUAUUCCAAUCUUCCCUCAGCUGUAUUUUCAUAUGCUGCAUCAGAGGAGAAAAGUACUUUCCCUUCCUGAAGAACACAAGAAAUCUGAGUAGUUCCAGCUUUUGUUCAUAGAGAUGCACAUGCAGUUGUAAUCAUGCAAACACACACACACACACACACACACACACACACACACACACUUACACUUACACAAACACA